AUGUCGAGUCGUCCUACCGUCGGCAUCCUGGGCGCAGAUGGCUCCAGCAGCGGUGAAACGCACCCCCUGCCCGCCGUCUUCAACGCACCCAUCCGACCUGAUAUCGUGCAGUCCGUCCACACCGGCAUUGCCAAGAACAAGAGACAGCCAUACGCAGUGAGCGAGAAGGCCGGCGAGCAGACUUCAGCCGAGUCAUGGGGAACAGGCCGAGCUGUCGCACGUAUCCCUCGUGUCUCGGGCGGUGGUACACACAGAGCUGGACAAGCAGCGUUCGGUAACCAGUGCCGAUCUGGUCGUAUGUUCGCACCCACCAAGGUCUGGAGGAAGUGGCAUCAGAAGAUCAACCUGGGUCAGAAGCGAUUCGCAACCGUUUCCGCCGUCGCAGCCAGUUCCGUGCCGGCCCUCCUGUUGGCUCGCGGCCAUCGCAUCUCGACCGCCCCUGAAGUUCCUCUGGUGGUGUCGAGCAAGGCCUUCGAAGGCACCGCGCUGGUCAAGACAUCUGCCGCCGUUUCUCUGCUGAAGGCAGUGGGCGCCGGCCCUGACGUGGUCAAGGUGCAGAAGUCGCGGAAACUGCGCGCCGGCAAGGGCAAGCUGCGAAACCGCCGAUAUCGCCAACGCCGCGGCCCGUUGGUGGUGUACAACCCCGAGACCGACGGCAAGGAUCUGGUGCGCGCAUUCCGCAACAUCCCCGGCGUCGAGACCUCGUCCGUCUUCGCGCUGAACCUGUUGCAGCUGGCGCCCGGCGGCCACCUGGGACGCUUCAUCAUCUGGACAUCGUCGGCCUUUGCCGCGCUCGACACCAUCUACGGCUCGACCACCGAGACGUCCGGGCUGAAGAAGGACUUCUUGCUCCCGUCCAACCUGGUCAGCAACGCCGACAUCACCCGCCUGAUCAACAGCUCCGAAGUCCAGUCCGUGCUCAAGGAGCCCAAGGGCUACGCCGUCACCAAGCGCACCGCCGUGCUGAAGAAGAACCCGCUGCGCAACAGACAGGUCCUUCUCCGCCUCAACCCCUACGUGUCCGCAUACUCCAAGGAGAAGCUGGGUCAGCAGGCCGUGGAAAAAUCCAAGCCUGAGCGCGUCGGCGACAAGUUCACCGACGUCUUGCAUGAGAACUAG
Messenger RNA from Capronia epimyces CBS 606.96, 1119 nucleotides. Its product is annotated as 60S ribosomal protein L4-B. Gene Ontology annotation, molecular function: RNA binding; structural constituent of ribosome. Gene Ontology annotation, cellular component: ribosome; cytosolic large ribosomal subunit. The record is from RefSeq and is a predicted model, not a curated record. The coding region runs from base 1 to 1119 and encodes 372 amino acids. Gene Ontology annotation, biological process: translation. The transcript has 4 exons. NCBI's taxonomy places the organism in Eukaryota, Fungi, Ascomycota, Eurotiomycetes, Chaetothyriales, Herpotrichiellaceae.